AUGAAGUCUUCCUGCACCAAUGAUGACACAUUCGGUCCCGUCGUCCACGGUUGUCGUGAUGACUUCGACCUGACAAUCAAGUUCGAGCAGGUGAUCCUGACAAUCGUCCCUGCCGCCGUCUUCAUUGUGGCUGCUCUGCCGCGCUUUUCUUCAUCGCCGCAUACGCCGGACUUCGGCUUCAUCAACUGGUUCUGA
This is a messenger RNA of Colletotrichum chrysophilum, 195 nucleotides long. RefSeq lists its product as uncharacterized. Bases 1 to 195 code for a protein of 64 amino acids. The record is from RefSeq and is a predicted model, not a curated record. The transcript is spliced from 2 exons. NCBI's taxonomy places the organism in Eukaryota, Fungi, Ascomycota, Sordariomycetes, Glomerellales, Glomerellaceae.